AAGACACGGCGCCGGCUAAGGCAGAGUCGCAGAGUUACGGCAAGAGGCGCUAUGGGACUUAGCUGUUGCUGAUGUUCGCAAAUACCCCUCGGGAACUGCAGCGAGAAACGCGUUGAAUAGUCGAAGCAACACACACGAACGUUCUGUCCCGGAGGAAAACCGCCAUGGAAAAUUCACCGUCUAGCAACCGCUAUCGAGGCCAGAUGAUUCAUGAUAUCGUGUGAUGGGCACAGACCAAGAGGUAGGCUGCUGGGAUUUGAUACUUUUUCUUUCUGCUAUUGGAUGCGCCUGCCACAUUCCUACUUUAUGAAGGAAGAUACAGAAGAUGCCGAAUUAGAGAGGAUCAUGAAAGACUUUCACCAGCAUGAGAAAAUUCUCCCCGAUGGGAAUGUGGAAGGGACUAAUAGUCCAACCUUGUUGCGACCUCCAGUGUCGGGCAAGGCUGGCCAUGAGCCAGUGUUAGACAGCGAACAAAGAUAUCGGGGGCAGUUGAACUCGCAGAUGCCAGUGGCCCCACCCAGCCCUUCCCGUCCAAAGAGCCCCUGGGCCCGGUUUGACCCAUAUGACUCUGCUGAGGACCAGGACAAGGAAUAUGUGGGAUUUGCCACUCUGCCCAACCAGGUGCAUCGCAAGUCUGUCAAGAAAGGAUUUGACUUCACACUUAUGGUGGCAGGAGAAUCUGGCCUGGGAAAAUCGACACUGGUUAACAGUCUUUUUCUGACUGACUUAUACAAAGACAGGAAACUACUGAAUGCUGAAGAGAGAAUCACACAGACUGUUGAAAUCACUAAGCACACCGUGGAUAUUGAGGAGAAAGGGGUCAAGCUUAAACUGACCAUCGUAGACACACCUGGCUUUGGAGAUGCAGUGAAUAACACAGAGUGUUGGAAGUCAGUUGCGGACUACAUCGACCAGCAGUUUGAACAGUACUUCAGGGAUGAAAGUGGUCUAAACCGCAAAAACAUUCAAGACAACCGAGUACACUGCUGCCUUUAUUUCAUCUCUCCUUUUGGCCAUGGGCUUCGGCCCCUUGAUGUUGAAUUUAUGAGGGCUCUUCAUGAAAAGGUUAAUAUUGUACCAAUUCUGGCAAAAGCAGACACUCUGACGCCUUCUGAAGUGAAGAAAAAAAAAAUGAAGAUCAGAGAGGAGAUAGAACAGUACAGUAUUAAAAUUUAUCAGUUUCCUGACUGUGACUCAGAUGAAGACGAUGAGUUCAAGCAGCAAGACCAGGAGCUUAAGGAAAGCAUUCCAUUUGCUGUGAUUGGCAGUAACACUGUGGUAGAAGCAAAAGGAAAGAGAGUGCGAGGCCGUCUCUACCCAUGGGGCAUUGUAGAAGUUGAGAACAGCGCACACUGUGAUUUUGUUAAGCUCAGGAACAUGCUGGUGCGCACUCACAUGCAAGACUUGAAGGAUGUAACUCGAGAGACACACUAUGAGAACUACCGUGCCCAGUGCAUUCAAAGCAUGACCAGGAUGGUGGUCAAAGAGAGGAAUCGCAAUAAAUUAACACGCGAAAGUGGAACUGAUUUUCCAAUUCCUGUGGCCCCUGGUGUAACAGACAAUGAGACGGAGAAGCUGAUCCGACAGAAGGAUGAAGAGUUGAGACGAAUGCAGGAAAUGCUUCAGAAAAUCCAGGAGCAGAUGCAUGGCCAAAAGGAGUAUUAAACCUCACCAGUAAUUCAAGGGAUUUGAUCUACCUUUUUCAUCCCUGCAUUGAACGGUCAUGAAGUAUAAAGGAAGGACUGCAGAGAGAGAAUAAUUUUUUCUAAUGAAAAAAGGCACCUCUCUACUCUCAUAUUAUCUCCCAUGGCAUACCAUGAGCUACAAAGAGUUGUGGCAGAUUUAAGCAGAAAACUCAGGUUUUAAGCAAGAAAGUGGUACCUCACGAGUCUUCUUGUUGAUACUGCCAGCCCAAGCGUUCUUAGGUGGACUGCUUAAAAACAGCUGCAGUGUAACAGUUCAGCAGUACAUGGUGUGUUCAGCAUCAUCCAGGCUUCCCAGUUACUGAUUUGUUCCUUCUAGGUGCUUAAAAACUAAGAACAUUUUGCUGACGAUCAACCAUUUAAGUGCACUGCAGUUACAAGCCACCUCUAAUUGGUUGUAAUGCUCAUAUCUGUUUACAUUAAAAAGAAUCGAUCAUAUAUGCUUCAGUAAUGUAUCAAUUGUCAAUAGAAACAAAAAAAUGACCUUCUGCUAAUGUCUUAUGUAUAUAGCAGGUGUAUACAGAUUUAAAAAGAGUACAGAAAGUACCAUUCCGUUGGCACUCAUUUGUCAAUAUUGAUGUUCACCAAGUUCCAGUUUGGCUGUGGAUUUCAAAAAUACAUGUUGAAACAGAGCCAACACUACAUUCAUUCUAUACACUGUGCAGAGCCGAUUUUCCCUUGUGCACCUGGCAUCAUAACCACAUAACCAUGGCAAUGAAAACAGGGACAAGACUGUUAUCUUAAAAUGCAUGUUUUAUAGAUAUUGAUUAGUCUUUCCAUUAAAAGAGUAACUAGCAAUCAUAUGCAUUUCUGUUAAUGACACCAAAAUUUGAAACACACUUAAAACACCUAUCCAGCAGCAAUGCAACCACAAAAUAAAUCAAUGUAGAUAAAUUUACUAAAACAAAUCCAGUGUGCUCAGCUAAUGCACAGUUUUGCCAGUAGAUGGCACUCCCACACUUCUGAGAAAUACACUGUGAGCCAAAUUAAAUACUUUGUCUGUACAGCCAAUAAGAAUCACAAAAGAAUUCACAAGUAUAACCCCUGCUGUUCUCAACCUGUUGAGUUUGUCAGCCAGGCUAUUUUUAGCACUGCAGCACAGAAUGCUGCAGGGAUGCCUCCUACCACCAAUGGUCAGUAUCUAUAUCUUAUUCUGCCAUUACCACUGAUCGUUUUAAAAGUACGGUCUUCCUUGUAAAGGAAACAAGUCAGGACACAGUAAAAUUGCUAAAAUGUACUGUGUAUCACCUUAAGAGAAAUCACAAAGCUUCAACAUCAGGGGGAGCAAAUGAAGAUUAAUUUGCCCUGUAAUGAAUCGCCAUUUACCCUGUGUCUUCUUGCUCUGCAAGGAUGCAAGUUUUAUUGCCGUAAAACAAGACUAUUUCAUAUUUACAUCUAUUGUGAUCACAUCUGCUUAUUUGUUUCUGGGGAUCACAUCUCUACGGAGGGUUUAGCAAACUUAUAAUCAUUUUAUUUUAUUAAAAGACUUAUUUGUCAUACAAAAAUGCAUUUAUGAAUACUUUCAUGUAACAGAUAACUUUAUAUAUAUUCAUAUAGAAAUGUUAACUAUUUCUACUUGCAAACUAUUGCAUAAAAUAAAGAGGUUAAAAAAAAAAAA
This is a messenger RNA of Polypterus senegalus (gray bichir), 3321 nucleotides long. RefSeq names its product septin-4. Gene Ontology annotation, molecular function: molecular adaptor activity; GTP binding; GTPase activity. Gene Ontology annotation, cellular component: septin complex; microtubule cytoskeleton; cell division site. The transcript is spliced from 14 exons. Gene Ontology annotation, biological process: regulation of exocytosis; cytoskeleton-dependent cytokinesis. Bases 211 to 1665 code for a protein of 484 amino acids. The record is from RefSeq and is a predicted model, not a curated record. Lineage: Eukaryota; Metazoa; Chordata; Cladistia; Polypteriformes; Polypteridae.